This is a messenger RNA of Neomonachus schauinslandi (Hawaiian monk seal), 1900 nucleotides long. It is a transcript of the gene POLR1G, whose product is annotated as RNA polymerase I subunit G. The record is from RefSeq and is a predicted model, not a curated record. NCBI's taxonomy places the organism in Eukaryota, Metazoa, Chordata, Mammalia, Carnivora, Phocidae. The transcript has 3 exons. Gene Ontology annotation, biological process: transcription by RNA polymerase I. Bases 37 to 1605 code for a protein of 522 amino acids.
UUGGCGGCUAGGUCUGAGGGAGGCUUGGGUCCCGGCAUGGCGGGGACCCCGUCCGGCGGUGCUGCUCUGUUCUCCUGUCCCCCCAACUUUACCGCGACGUCCCCAGCUUCAGAGUCCACUCGUUUCUCUUUGGAGGUGUUAAGGGAUCCAGAAACGGAACUGUGGCUUAUCCAGGCUCCUAUAGACUUCGCCCCAGACUGCCUCAAUGGGCGGCUAGUGCCUCUCUUGGGCUCCCGGAUUGUGAAGGGCAAGUUGGCAGGCAAGCGGCACCGCUACCGGGUCCUCAGAAGCAGCGGCCCCCAGGCUGGAGAAGCAAUCCUGCUGGCUCCCUCAGGGGAAGCGGGAGGCGGACUCACCUGUGCACCAGCCCCCCAGGGCAGCCUAAGGAUCUUUGACGGUCCCCAAGAAUCCCCCUCCGGGACCCUGCUGCAGCCCAUCCCAGCAAGCCCCCCACCACAGAUCCCCCCUGGCCUGAGGCCUCGGUUCUGUGCCUUUGGAGGUAGCCUCCCGGUAACAGGGCCUGGAUCAGUCUUGGCACUGAGGUCACCAGCCUCAAGGAAGAGGAAGAAGAAGAGCCAUAUACCAGAGGCCUCAGUUCCCCAGGAGGCGGUGAAUGGGCUUGGGGCCCUGGAGGUGGACACAGCUUUGGGGUCCCCAGGGGUGGAUGUGGGGAAGAAGAAAAAAAAACAGGAGCUAAAACAACUAGAGGUGAUGGAGCCCGUAGCAGCAGAACCCACGGCUGAGAUGUCGGAGCCCCCGGGGGCACUGUUUCUGUCCACCACCAAGAAGAAGAAAAAGAAGCCCAAAGGGCCAGAAACGGUCGAACCAGAAGAGCAGACACCGGCGCCUGAAGAAAAGCCGGCGGAGCCGGAACUCACAAUUAAAAGAGAGCCUCUGGAAGCGACAGUCUUCUCUCCCACCAGGAAGAGGAAGAGGCAGAAGGGGACAGAAGGGAGGGAGCCAGGGGAAGGGAUGCCGGCCGAGUCUCCGCUGCAGCUGCGGCCACGGGAGGAAGCCAACCCGCUGCCAUCCUCCAAGAAGAAGAAAAAAGAAAAGGGGUACAAAGUAAUGAUGGAGCCAGGGACCGAGGCGAUAGAGCCGGAGAUGGGCCCUCUGGAGCUCCCAGGGGGGGUGAUGGAGCCUGAACUACCACACGAAGUUGAGCCUCAGGCUGAGGCAGCUCUGGCGUCCACCAAAAAGAGGAGGAAGACAGAGAAAUGGCAAAACGCGGCGGGGGAGCCGGGGGCAGAGGUGGGGGAGCCUCAGGUGGAGCCUGAGCCACCAGGGGACCUUGAGCCGCAGCCAUCCACCAAGAAGAAGAAGAAGAAAGAACGGGGCCACAAAGCAACGGAGCCAAGGGCCGAGAUGAGUGACCCACAGGGGGAGGUGCUGGAGCUGCAGCUGCCAGAUGAGGGGGAGCCUGAGGCCAGGGCAGAUCUGGCGCCCACCAAGAAGAGGAAGAAGCGGGGCCAGGGGAGUGGGGUGCCAGAGACGGCAUCCCAGGACGAGAUGCCCGAGCCGCCGCUGAGUCUGGAGUCGGGGGAGGAGGUGGCUCCCGCAGGAUGGGAGAAGAAGCGGAAGAAGCUACAGCAGGAUCCUGUGUAGUCUCCUCCAGGGAAACUGAGGGCUGCAGUGAAGAAAAGCUGGAGGUGACCACCUGGGCCAGCAGAGAGCAAGCGCAGAGGACUCCCCCACCCCCACCCCACCCCUGCUCCCGGUGACUGCCCCAGCAUGCCAGCAGCAGCCUGAGCCAGAAAACGGCUUUAUUAUUACACCGAGGGCCUUCUUCACAGCUGCGGUCAUCGGUCAUCGGGGCACUUUCAAGAAGGGCUCGUGUAGGACAUCAAACAGCCUCCGGGCCUGGGUGAGAGCAAGAAAGAAAGGAGGGGCGGGUCAUUAA